CCAUUGUUGUUUGGAGAGCCAAUGAGAGACGAAGGAAGCGCCAUAUUUACCGGUUUAUUGACAAGGGGGAGUGUGUAUAUAGGAUGUAGUUACAUUGAUGUUAUCACUAACUAAAGGUUAGAUAAAAUAUUGACUUGGCUAACAACGUGUGUUGGAGAAACUUUAUUUUGUUAUUUUACAACUUGUGUACCUAUCAACUAGUAGACAUUUUAAAACAAUGGCGCAACUUGAUUCUUUGCACUAGUAUACAUGGAUAAACUUUUGGCUAUUCAGCACACCUAUUACAAAUAAACAAAGUUAAUGUGUUUGCAUAUUGCACCGGAUAAACUUAUCGCAAACUUUUCUAAUAAUCACACACAAACACAAAACAGUAAUGGUAUUUUGAUCUGACAACGCACCGUGUAGCUUGUUGAGAGAGGGAUUGUUUUUAAGCCACUGGUAUCUACUGGAUUAAAUUGUCAUACCAUGUUCUAGUUGAAUAUCGUGUUAUCAACUUAUCGCAGAUUAUUACUCAGAUGAUAUCGCACUUUGAUGCCCUUUGAUUGACAACUUGGGGUCAAUAUUUGACCUGUGGGAUAUCCAGUAACUUAAACUGUCGGAUUAAUUUGUGUUAGUUUAUUAAAUUGAAGGAGAUAUUUUAGUUAGAUCAACAAAAUGAACAGCACAUCACCAUAUAUUCAUCCAGACUAUUAUAAUCCUCUCCAAUCACCAAUUGAUGCCAAAUCAAGCCCCCUUGCCUUGUUGGCAAAAACAUGCAAUGCUAUCGGCAAAGACAACCCUCCUGCAAAACCUGUACUGAAAUCAGUCGAGAAAAAAGAAAUUGAAAAGACUCAAAAUGGACAAUCUCCCGAAAAGCUUUCAAUACCAAAUGAACUGAAGGAUACCAAACAAGAAAAGGAGAAACCGGGCUUCAGAAUGAUUCAUCAUAAGGAUCAAUCUGGGAUAAAAACAAAGUCCCCGACUCCAACUAUUGUUAAACCCGAACAUGAAACCAAAAAAGACUCCACCUCUAUUCCAAGACUCUCUCCACCUAGUUCGAAAUCUAGUGAAUCUUCUGGUUCCCCACUUCGUUUCUCUAGCCCAAUCCACUCUAAACCAUCUUCUAGUCUGUCCCAUGACGUAGCCUACCCUUAUGGAUUAAAGCAAUCUAGUUCCUCGGGAUACCCUAGUUUAUCAGCUGCUUCGUUAGGGUAUCCUGGGCUGUCUUUACUUGGCCAAGGAUUAACUCCAGAAUUAGCUGCUUUAUACCAUUCACAAAUAUUGGCUCAGUCUGGAAUAUACGGAUACCCUGGAUCGUCUUCCCAACAACCUGCUCUUAAAGCUAGUGCUGCUGCCACCUCUCCAAUGAAUCCUUAUGUGAGUUAUACUCGGGUUAGGACAUCGUCAGGUGCUACAACUCUUGUACCGGUGUGUAAAGAUCCAUAUUGUACAAAUUGUCAAUUAACUCUUCAGACUGCACAUACAUCAACCACUUGUAAAACACCUGGAUGUUCCCAGUGUGCUCAUGAAAAGGCUUUAAUAGGAUUAGCUACUGGUUCGCCAGGCAUGGGAUUUGCCGGAAAUCCGUUGUCUUUGUAUCCACAACUUUCAUCUUUACCAUCUAGUGCUGCAGGACUUUCAUCUAUACAUGCUCUUUAUGCCCAUCCUCAUAGUGCUUUAAGUGCCCAUGAAGGACUACCAUAUGUGUGUAACUGGGUUUCAGGACAUGAUUAUUGUGGUAAACGGUUUAAUUCAUCAGAGGAUCUCAUGCAACACUUAAGAAGUCAUACAUCGAGUAUAGAAUCAGGUUUAACAGCUGGUUAUGGACUUCCGUUACCUUCGGGUCUUUCAACGGCUUCUGCAGGUUUAACUCAUUUAGGGGGCUCUACACCCAUUAGUCCCAGUGCAUUGCGUAGAGCCUAUCCAACUAGUCUUAGUCCUGGAAUAUUAGGUAGUAGUCGAUUUCAUCCUUACAAGUCGAACCUUGGAAAUGUAGCUACUACUUCAGCAGGACAACCAUUCUCCCCGCUGAGUGCUUACUACCCUUACUCAGUCUAUGCGCAACGGCUCGGAGCCGUUGUUCCGUAAAUCAGUUAUAUUUACAUUGAAUAAAUGAAUCGAUGGAAAAGUUAUUGUCGGUAGAAACAAAAGAGCAUUAUAAUUCGAGAGACUUCUGUGGAAUCGGAUGUAUACUCCCCCAUCCACUGUUCGCAUGUAUUAUUUGUGUUCUUUCUUUUGUGAAGAUCCGACCAUGAACUCCCAAGGCAAUGUUUUGCUACUGUUGGUCGUUCAAAUACAAUGGCAUCGCUCAUGCUCGACGAAAUCAUGUUAAAACUGAAAACAGAAAAAUAUAUUACAAAAGAUAGUACUUGAUGUGAAAAUUAACAAUUUUAAUUAUUGUUUGAAUUAUAUUUUUUAUGGUGCUAAGGUUAUUUUUUACAGAUGCAUUAUGUACGAGCCAAAUCGUCCUAUUGCCGGUCUUUUAUUGUGUUUUUAUAUAUUAUAUGACUUAUUAUUUAGACAUUCAUUCACAUGACAAGUCCAAAAUCAACUUUCUAGACUAUCGUAUGGCUGAGAUAUUGAGCGGUUAGACAAUGCCUGCCAUAUCUUCGUUAAAUGUUAAGAUAGCCGUUACUCACGGAAAUUACCGAUUGAACGCUUGAAAAUCGAGAUUGUUUGGGCUACUUCUUGUCAUAACUGCAAACAUUCAAAAUUUCGCUUAGGUAAUUAGACUGGAAUUGUUCCUUUUUUAUAAUCUAUUUUUAAAUUAUUAUAGCAAGAACGACCAGCUCUUUAUCUAAAUCUUACAUAAUGCAUCUUUAAUUGAAACAGAAUGUAACGUUAAGAUACCAUUUUAUCCAAGUGUUCCACAAUUUCUAUUAGUAAUGUCUAUAGUAUGUUAAGAAAUCCAUUUAAUAUAUUAAUUUUACUUCGUUCCAUAUGCUUACAGUAAUUAAUUUAAAUACUUUGUUGAUUGUUGUUUUGUUUUUGUUUUUAAAUAAAAGUUUU
Messenger RNA from Patella vulgata (common limpet), 2988 nucleotides. RefSeq names its product zinc finger protein Noc. The record is from RefSeq and is a predicted model, not a curated record. Bases 655 to 2067 code for a protein of 470 amino acids. Gene Ontology annotation, cellular component: nucleus. The transcript is spliced from 2 exons. Gene Ontology annotation, biological process: negative regulation of DNA-templated transcription. Lineage: Eukaryota; Metazoa; Mollusca; Gastropoda; Patellidae.